UAAAAUUAAUUUUGGCGUGCCGCCUCAAGUCUUCCGCCGGAACUUUUAAAAAUUCCAAGCAAAACUGUACAGUCAUUGAUGUGCGUGUGUUAGUGUGCGCGCUAGUGUUCCUGCGUCCACUCGUUAAGCAUGUGAUUUGUGUAUCGAAAAGUGGUGCGGUAAUUAUGAAAUCAUGGCGAAAAUCAUCUCGACAUUCAAAGCGAUUCUGACGCGCAUCUUCUUCGGCGCGCACAGCCUCUUGGCCAUUUGGCAGGUGACUGUCAAUACGAAGAACUACAUUUAUUGGUCGCUAUGUGGACCGUUGGUGUUGCUACUGCUCGAGGGCAUCUUUACGCUGAUGAUCAAGAAGACGCAAGAAUGGCGGUGGUUCUGUCCUUCGGUGUUUUUAUAUCUGAGUAGCAUUGUGCCGGCCAUUUGGCUAUUGGAAUUAGAUCAAGUGGCACGCAAGCUGAGCAAUAAUCAGAGUCACAACAAUCGCAGCGAUGAAAAUAUUUUACAAGAAGUGGCGGAGAUCGCUGAUCUGGAUUUGCCCGUGUUCAAAAUUGAUCCGGACGUAUGGAUUACGCUGAUCGAACAGUUUCUAAUGCUUAUUUUAAUUGUGGGUCGUUGGAUGUUGCCGAAAGGCGAUUUGACGCGCGAUCAAUUGAGUCAAUUGUUGUUGGUUUAUAUAGGCACCGCUGCUGAUAUCAUGGAGUUUUUCGAGUCCUACAAAGAUGUCAACAUUAUAAAAAUUGACCUCUUGGUCUUUCUUACGUUGGGUAUUUGGUCUUGGAGCUUAAUGCAAUUCACUAUUGUUUUAUCGGCGACGCGUGCGCGGCGUCCACGUGGCGGCGGAAUACAUCACAAUGACGAAACGACCGAUUGUUGUGAUGGCUGCUGUUGCGGCAUCGACGUCUGGGCGAUCGUGCUCAAUGUGAUAUUGCAGGAUGCGCCAUUUUUGACGCUGCGCAUGCUAAUUAUAUUCCAGUAUAAAAUCCUAAAUUAUAUGAGCGUGUUUUUCACAUGCAAAAACACGUUGGUCAUUGUUUUGCAGUUGUAUCGGCUCUAUGUAGUCAACGCUGAAUUCUGGAAGAAUCGGCGUGAGCAAAAGGCUGGUGGCGAUAAGUCGCAGCACUACAAAUCACGACGUCGUGGCCAAGACCCGGACGCCAAUAGCAUAUACAUGAUAUCAACAGAGCGUGGCACCGAUGUCAAGCGAAAGAUACAAAAAGCACGUGACUACGCUGAGGAUGAGUUCGUGACACGAAAAAAGAACAAAAAGGAUAAAUCGAAAAAGCACAAGCGUAAGGACACUGGUUAUUCCACAGCCAGUUCGCAGAACCUGUACUCCACAAAAAUGGUGGAUGAGCGCAGUAAUCGUCAUAAGGACAAGAAGGGUGACAAAAAGUCGAAGAAGCGUGAUCGUAGCAACACAUCGGUCGAGAGUGAUAUUGUCGAGGCGAAGAAGUCGAAACGUGGUGAUGCCGGCGGCGGUAAAAAAUCGGAUAAGAAGGACAAGAAAAAAAAAUCGAAAAAAGUCGAACCCGUCAUGGAGGAAACAACAAGUAGCUCCAGUUCGUCGACAACAACGAGCAGUUCAUCGGAUUCCAGCAAUUCAACAUUGCCCAGUUAUGAGGUGAUCUCGGAGCGUAAAUUGAAGCGUAACAAGCGUAAACGCAGCUCAUCGGAGAGCACAUCAACCGAUUCAUCGGACACAACAACAUCGUCAUCGUCUUCAUCAUCCUCGUCGUCGUAAAUGUGUUUACAGUGGAACAUAUUACAAUCCACACUGAUCAUUAGAUCAAGAUCACACUCUUUGUAAUUCCAUUGCAUUGCGAAGUCUUAAUAUUUAUGAGAUUGUGAGAAGAUGAAGGAUUUUUUACAGUUGAAGUAUUAAAAGGGAGAACAGAUUUGCUGUUCUAUAAGUUUGAUUUUGUAAAUCCAUAAAAUACAUGGAAUUUGAAGGUUUAUGAGCGGUUUCGAAAGAUAACAUAAAAUGGUUAGACAAAGGUAAAGAGAUUUUGUAAAAAUAAAGGGUGCUGCAUUUGAGGCAUCUGAAGCGAUAUUUUGUAGGAUUUAUACGACAUUUUUGUAACGGAAAAUUCGUUAGUACCUAA
This is a messenger RNA of Zeugodacus cucurbitae (melon fly), 2096 nucleotides long. Its product is annotated as transmembrane protein 26. The record is from RefSeq and is a predicted model, not a curated record. NCBI's taxonomy places the organism in Eukaryota, Metazoa, Arthropoda, Insecta, Diptera, Tephritidae. The transcript is spliced from 8 exons. The coding region runs from base 173 to 1735 and encodes 520 amino acids.